GGCUCUGUGUCCGCUGGGGCUGGAGGGGUGAGACUGGGAGCACUGGGAGCUGCUGCCCGGUGCCUCCAGAACCAGGCACUGGGAAGCAAAGCGCCGGGGGGUAUUUUUAGAACAGCACAAGUCCUUUGUUAUAAAUAGCACCUCCAGACGGUGAUCGGGUGGGAUGGAGUCACAGGCACUUGCUCAGCCCUUCCCCAUGGCUGCAGCUUGGCAACGGCUUCACUGGGCCCUGAAGGGUCCUGGUGGGUGCUGGGGGGUCGUUGCCUGCUGAAAGCCGCCCCCCCCCGAGGGGCUGCAGCCCCUGCGAUGUGUCUCAUCCUUCUGGCCCGGGCAGCGGUGCCCAUGGGCUGCACCUCGCACCCUGCCUGUGUCUCUGCCCGCUGGAGCUCUGUUCUCCCCUUCCCACCGCAGCGUGUGCCCCGGUGGGCAGCAGGGCAGGAUGCGGUGCAGGAACCCAAAGGCCCUGCCGAUGCUCUGGGUGUUUCCCAUGUCGGAGCUGCUGGUCCGACCGCAUGCCUUUCCCAUUAGCGGCUGUGUCGGGCGCACACCAGUGCAGCCACGGCCCGACUACAGCCACCUCCCGGGCUCAUCUCCAUGUCGUGCAGCACCAUCGCAUCCGUCCUGCCCACAGUGCCCAGUGCAGGGCUGUGUAUCCGCACUUGUGCCACCGGCAUCCACGGGCAGCACCAUCCCAGCCCCAUAGUGCUGCUGGGAACCGGCUGGGCUCUGGGGAGGAGAGGAGUAAAGAUCAACUCCUCCCUGGAUCAGAGGUUCCCGCUCCCGGCUGAGCCGUCAUUCCCACUGUCUGGCGAGGGUCAGCGGCCCCGUCCAUCCAGGGGACACUUUGUGGCCACAGACCCUGCACUGGGGAGCUCCCUGGUCCUUCCCCGGCUCACGGCCGCGCUUCCCUGUCCCUAUCCCACAGGCAUCGUCGAGAUCCGGUCGGUGCGUGUCGGCGUCGUGGCCAUCCGUGCGGUGCACACCGGCUUCUACCUGGCCAUGAACAAGCAGGGCAGGCUCUACGGGUCGAAGGAAUUCAGCCCUAACUGCAAGUUCAUGGAGCGCAUCGAGGAGAACGGCUACAACACCUACGCGGCGCUGCGCUGGCGGCACCGGGGCCGCCCCAUGUUCCUCUCGCUCAAUAGCAAGGGCAGGCCACAGCGAGGGGGCAAGACGCGCCGGCAGCACCUCUCCACACACUUCCUGCCCAUGCUCGUCAGCUGAGCCUGUCCCGGGGGAGAAAACGGGGGGGGAAAGGGUUAUUUUAUUUAUGUACAGAUCUAUUUUUGUGCUAUUUAUUGGUUUGGUUUGGAAGGAUGUGGAAGGAAGAUGCUCCAGAUGCAGCCGUGCAGGGAUGCGGCUUUUCCCCACCAUCACACCGGCCGCCUGGUCCAGGCACGCCAGCUCUGCCACUGGUGUGUCUGCAGGGGCUGGGAUGUGUUGGUGGGUUGCAUUUGUCUCCUGUCCCAGCACUGGUGGCAAUUAAAGCUGUGUUCAUGGCACGGAA
Strigops habroptila (Kakapo) is the source of this 1507-nucleotide messenger RNA. RefSeq names its product fibroblast growth factor 22 (gene FGF22). Gene Ontology annotation, biological process: fibroblast growth factor receptor signaling pathway; animal organ morphogenesis; positive regulation of protein phosphorylation. The transcript is spliced from 2 exons. Gene Ontology annotation, cellular component: cytoplasm. The record is from RefSeq and is a predicted model, not a curated record. Bases 595 to 1224 code for a protein of 209 amino acids. Lineage: Eukaryota; Metazoa; Chordata; Aves; Psittaciformes; Psittacidae. Gene Ontology annotation, molecular function: growth factor activity; fibroblast growth factor receptor binding.